This is a messenger RNA of Oryzias latipes (Japanese medaka), 2183 nucleotides long. It is a transcript of the gene wdr46, whose product is annotated as WD repeat domain 46. Gene Ontology annotation, cellular component: small-subunit processome; 90S preribosome; nucleolus. NCBI's taxonomy places the organism in Eukaryota, Metazoa, Chordata, Actinopteri, Beloniformes, Adrianichthyidae. Gene Ontology annotation, biological process: maturation of SSU-rRNA from tricistronic rRNA transcript (SSU-rRNA, 5.8S rRNA, LSU-rRNA). Gene Ontology annotation, molecular function: protein binding. The record is from RefSeq and is a predicted model, not a curated record.
UGGAAACGGAAGUGAUGUCAUCACGACACAAGCACCAUCAAACGUACACAACAAAGAUGGCGUCUCCCGACGAAAGUACAGUGAGUGUUUCACACGUGGGGAAGAAGAAAAAGGCGCCCUCCCGUUACUGGCAGGAGCUGCAGAAAGAGAAAGAUGAGGCGAAAGAUGCCGGGGCUGGCGAAGGAAACAAGGAGCCGACCACGGAGGAGGCAGAAGAAUCAAACACACCGAAACAGAAGAAGAGAAAAUUUAAAGAAAAACGGGAUCAAAAUCAGGACAAGAAAUGUAUAUCAGGGAAAUCUGACCCCUUUCCUGGGAAAGCACGUAUCCCAGAAGAUAGGUUGCAAAAAUUCAAAAGGAAAGAAAAAAUUAAAAAGCCGCCACAUCAGCAUUACAAACUCAGAACAAUGAUAGCUCGCUCUGAAGAAGCUUCAGAAAUGGCCCAGAAGCAAGCGGCUCGUUUUGACCUCCUGCUCCCAGAAGAAGCUGGUUUUCUAGAAGGUGAUGAAGGUGAGGACACAUGUUUGGUCUCACAGGAGGAUAUUGCAAAUGCAGUGGAUAUAACAUCUGGAGCCAAGCAUUUUCAUCUCAAGUUGUCUCAGUUUGGACCGUAUAGAAUAGACUACAGCAAGACUGGACGACAUUUGCUUAUAGGAGGGAGAAAAGGCCAUGUGGCUUGUAUAGAUUGGCAGUCCAAACAUCUAAUGUGUGAGAUAAAUGUCAUGGAGUCUGUCAAUGAUAUCAAGUGGCUGCACAGCGAGAGCAUGUAUGCCGUGGCCCAGAAGAAGUGGCUCUACGUUUACGACUCCAAUGGAAUUGAACUUCACUGCAUUCGCAAGUUCAAUGAUGUCCUUAGGAUGCAGUUUCUCCCAUAUCAUUUUUUGCUUGCCACGGCGAGUUCUACGAGUUUCUUGCAGUACUUGGAUGUGUCGGUGGGAAAGGAGGUGGUGGCCAUCAACACCAAAACUGGACGACUUGAUGUGAUGUGUCAGAACCCCCAGAACGCCAUAAUCCACCUCGGUCACCCUAACGGCACAGUCACCCUCUGGUCACCGAAUCAGAAAGAAGCUCUUGUAAAGAUGCUGUGCCACCAAGGGGCAGUGCGCUCCCUUGCCGUGGAAAAGAAUGGAACGUACAUGGUAACAUCUGGAAUGGAUAAAAAGCUAAAAGUCUACGACAUUAGAGCCUUCAAGCCCCUCAAAUCUUACUUCCUCCCAGCUGGAGCUUCGUGUUUGUCCCUAAGUCAGAGGGGACUCCUGUCUGCGGCCACGGGUGACAUUGUGCAGGUGUACAGGGAUGUGUGGAGCACACCAGUCACUAAACCAUACAUGGCUCACAGAGUUCGAGGGACAGUGUGGGGGCUACACUUCUGUCCCUUUGAGGACGUGCUUGGUGUUGGACAUCAAGACGGCUUCACCAGCAUGCUGGUGCCAGGGGCUGGAGAGCCGAACUUUGAUGCUUUGGAUGCAAAUCCAUUCCGCAGUGCCAAGCAGAGACAGGAGUGGGAGGUUAAAGCCCUGCUGGAGAAGAUUCAGCCGGAGCUCAUCAGCCUGGACCCAACAGAGCUGGGACAUGUUGACCGAGCUACCUUUGAACAAAAACAUGAAGACCGAGUCAAAGCUCUGGGGUUUGAUCCACUUGCAAAAGUAAAAUUCAUUCCCAAGUUUAAGAAAAAAGGCCGUAGUUCUGCUGGCCAUGUGGAAAAACGCAAGAAGCAGGUGGCUCAUGAGGACCAGAGGGACAUCAUCAGAAAAGCCAUGGAGGACAAAAGGAAAACUGAGGAAGAACGAAAGAACAAGGAGCAAAAGAAGACGCUGAUGUUGAGCCAGAAGUCCGCACUGGAUAGAUUCAAAAAGUAGAAAAGUCCCUUUGUUGUUGCAUGACAUUCAGUGGGGACUGACCUUUGAACUUCACAUAAAGCAUCGAUGUUUUCCUGCUGCAGCCAACACAGCAACUACAGAGAAACCAGACGUAGGAGACGAAUACGAUCUUUUAUCCUGACAGGAAAUAGCUCAUUGAAAAACAAGUGGAGAAGGGAGUCUAUCUUUUUACAUUUACAGUAAAUGAAAACAGAAAACAGUCCAGACAUAUGUUGUCAUGGAAACAUUGUGCUAUGACAUUGUCUAAUUGGUUUUCCAUGGAUACUAAUAAACACAUUUUUCAGUAUUUUUUGUCAGAUUUAA